This is a messenger RNA of Sardina pilchardus (European sardine), 523 nucleotides long. RefSeq names its product stum, mechanosensory transduction mediator homolog (gene stum). The record is from RefSeq and is a predicted model, not a curated record. NCBI's taxonomy places the organism in Eukaryota, Metazoa, Chordata, Actinopteri, Clupeiformes, Clupeidae. The transcript has 3 exons. The coding region runs from base 140 to 523 and encodes 127 amino acids.
ACAACACACGCACAAACACAGUUGACUUCGUGCAGUUGAACAUCCUUGUAAAGACUGUCGGUGGGUCUGGCGCGCAGAGCUCGUAAAAACACUUUUAUCGCGGGGGAAAUAAUCCUUUCCCCUAAUUUAUACCGACGGGAUGGACCAGAAGGACACAGAAAUGAACGUAAAGGGAGUUUCUUCCUCAGCCAGCGGAGUUGUUGUCCAAGUCAGAGAAAAGAAAGGACCGUUGCGUGCGGCCAUCCCGUACAUGCCUUUUCCCGUUGCGGUGAUAUGCCUCUUUCUCAACACGUUUGUGCCUGGCUUGGGCACGUUCAUCUCGGCGUUCACGGUGCUGUGCGGUGCCAGGACGGACCUGCCGGACCGUCACAUGUGCUGUGUGUUCUGGCUCAACAUCGCCGCCGCCUUCAUCCAGAUCCUCACCGCCAUCGUCAUGGUGGGCUGGAUCAUGAGCAUAUUCUGGGGGAUGGACAUGGUCAUCCUGGCAAGUUACAAGGAUCAGGGCGUCCCUCAGCAGCUCUGA